CUGGCAACACCGCCGAGAUGUGCAAGUCGCAUAUACACAAAGAAAAUUGAUAAAAGGAUUCAAAUGAAAAUCAUGAGAUUUGUUGCAAGCAACCAUUGAGGAGGCACAACACCCACACUUAUCACCGCACCAAGCACCGAGCACAAAAUCACACACACAGACACACAAACACACCCAAAAAACGCCAACAAAAAUGCAUGCCGCCGCAUCGAUGACGUCGGUGGAGUUGCUAUUAAAUGAAUUCUAUCAGCCAACGACGAGCAAUGCACGCAAACGGGAAAUCGAAACAAAUCUGCUCGCCUUCAAAUCCCAACCAGAUGCGUGGCAACUUUGCCUGCGUGUCGCCACCGCCAGCAACAGUUUCACCGAGAAUCAAUUCCUAUGGUUCUUCAGCACAUCAACGCUGGAGCAUACGAUAACACGUCGCUGGACACAAUUGAAUGCCGCAGAUCGUUUGCUGUUGCGUGAGACAUUGUGGCACAGUUAUGCUCAGUUGAUGGUGUUGAACGGUGGCGCACGACGACAUCGGGAUACGUUGGCGCAACUGAUUGCACUGCUAGGCAAACGAGAGUUUCCGGAACUCGAUCCCAAUUAUAUGCAACAUUGCAUGGAGCUGACAAGGACUCGCUUCAGCCUGGGCAUCAAUCUGUUGCGUGUCACCUCCGAGGAAGUCGUCAGCAAUCGUGGCGAUUUGACCACCGAAUGGAAACAAUACUUUCACUCGUGCAUUUCCAUGUGUAUACCCGAUGUUAUGGAUCUGAUCACCAAAUAUCUACUAAUCGCCGUCUGUCAUAUCAAUGGUAAAGAUAUCCACACCACAAUACCAAACACAUUCAUGGAUUAUAGUCUAACCACAGCGCUGCCAAAUGACAAUCAAUUAAGUUCCUCUGUGCUGGAGCUGCUCGGGUGUGUGCAGCAUUUGGUGUCCUGGAUACGCACCGAACUGAUCUCGGAGUAUUUUCUAAUGAGCAUACUCGAUUUAUCGCAAUGGCGCCACAACAAUGAGCCCAUCUCGCUGGCGGCACUCUCUGUGCUAAAUGAGCUGCUCUAUUUGCAGAAACCGUUGCCAUAUGCGGCGACCUUGAUGAACGGCGUCAGUGGUCUGCUGGAGCUGCACAAUCGCAGCAAGCAACAGAGCGAAAUGUAUAGUGAUAAAUUUCGCGAACUAUUGCGUUUAUAUAGCACCAAAUAUGCCGGCAAACUGCUCCAAGAGCCCGAAAUGCUUGAGUCAUUUCUCGAACAGCUCUAUCGCUGCACCACCAAACUGCAUGGCGCUCUGGAUUUUACGGAAAAGUUGGACAUUUGGACACCGAUCAUUAAGGUGAUUGCACAGCAGCCAUCACGGAUGACAGCAUAUCAUGGCGAGGUGAUGGUAAAGCUUGUCGAUGAGAUAAUGCGACGCACACAAUUUGAGAUUAACAAGCCAGAGCUGGAGCUACUUGACAAUGAGCUCAUGGAGGAAGAUACACCCACAACGGAGUGGCAACUGUUUCUGGACCAGUGCUUUGAGUGUCUGGCGCUGCUGGCGAGCACUCGCGGUGCACACAUCGUGUUCGCCCAGGUCUUUGCCCACUGGUCGCGUCCUCAGACGUAUCUGUUAUCGCUUGAGCUGGCACUGGACCAUGGCAGCGGACGUUGCUAUGAAGCAGCACGCAAACUUAAAAUGGCCAAUAUCGGUGAAAUAUUGAGAGAUUUUGCAACAGUUUGUCAGGCUGUGGUGCGUCUGGCGCCGCUAAUGGAUACGGCACAGGCAUCCGCGGAUGUUGUCGAUGAGAUGGAGAGUCAACUGCAGGUGCUGUCGGAUCGUUUGCUCCAAACGCUCCAGCUGCUGGCCAGCAAUCGCGUGGGCGGACACGAUGCGGACAAGGCGAGCUUUCAGACUGAUUUGGAUAACCUUUACGCUCAAGUUUUGCUAGCCAUACGCAGCAUAUUCCCGCUGUCAAAAUCGCUGAACAGCGAACAGCUGCUGCAUCGUUUAUUUGCCAUAUUGGGCAGCAUAUUUGCUGGCAACAAUUCACCAUCGGCUGCAUCGCCGAUUGUACAACAGGCGGCGAGCGAGGUGCUGCUCUUCAUAGCGACUGUGAUACGACCCAAGUGUCUGCUCGACAUACCCGAAAUACAGAGCCUAAUGCAGGCCGGGCCGCGGCUGGGCGCCUCUUUGCCCCGUCACGUGUCCACCAAUGUGCACAUUAGUCUGGUCAGCUACAUGGUGCUGCCGUGGAAGAAUGUGCCGGAGCCGCAGCAAGACUAUCAGCGUCGCCAGUGGAUGUUGCGCGAGUAUAUCGAUGCAAUCGCUCGAAAUUUCCAGGAACUGGAUAUUAACGCGGCCGGCGAAAGUAAAGUGGCUGCGACAACGCUCAGUCUGCUUAACAUAUUAACAUCCCUCAUCGAGUACUUUAAGGCGACUGGGGCCAAUGCCAAGGAUAUGCUCGCCAGCACCUUUAAGCCCAUUUUGAACAAGGCACUGGUGAUCUUCAAUACCUAUGGCUUGGGCAGCAUUGCGAUGGCCAUCACCGUGGCGGAGUUUAGUCUAAGCAUGCUGCGCACUCUGCCCAUUCAUCUGGGUGCACAAUUCAUUAAGGAGAUGAUAACGCUCUUCAUCGAUGUCAGCAGCAGGGAGCAACUGACUUUGAGUGGCUUGGCUGUCAUGGAGAAGGUGCUGCAAAUGUUUCAACUGAUUGUGGAGCAGCCAGGCAGUGCCUCGUUGGGUUUGUUGCCCAAUAUACUGGGUUUUAGUACGCAACAGAUAUUGCCACUGUUGCAGCAACAGAAUGCGGCAACGGACAGCACUGAAAUAACCAAUCUGCUCUAUGCGCUCUUCGAUAGCGUGCUCACCUGCAAGUGGCAAUUUUUCUACAAGAAUCAACUGAGCAAUGGCCAUAACAAUGCCAACAAUAUCAAUGGCCAGCAGCAGCAGCAACAGUCGCCGCACAAUUUCAAUUGCAGUGAUAAUUUGCAUCCGGAACAGUUUAUGGCCAUUAUGAAUGCGUAUGGCCAAAUGUUGGUCAGCGGCACAGACCCCACUAAUGUCCGCAGCGUUCUUCUCUCCAUGCAGAAUGUGAACGAACGCAGUCGCCUCUAUCAGCGUGCCCUGUUCAAGGAGCAUCUGCUCGCCUCCUUUCAACGUGCUCUCCUCAAUCUGUUGCUCAGCGGCGAGGGUGCGCUGCACUUUGAUUUAAUUGCCCAGGCGCUGUAUGCGAUGGGUCAGGUGGAUCGACGGCAGUUGCACGAGAGCUUUGUAAAUGCAGCGUUGCCCGUGACGCAAACAUCGCUUGAGGAUAUAUGCCAGACAACUGACAUUCCAACGUUUACGCAGAAACUGACACAGCUUAUGCAGGAUGCACAUUGUGCGCACCUCAAUGAGACAACGUAGGCGACAGCGACUCUAAACGAAAAACAACACAAAGGAACAUCAAUCCCAACAACCAACAAAGCUCUCCUCUC
Messenger RNA from Drosophila grimshawi, 3444 nucleotides. It is a transcript of the gene ebo, whose product is annotated as exportin-6-A. NCBI's taxonomy places the organism in Eukaryota, Metazoa, Arthropoda, Insecta, Diptera, Drosophilidae. Bases 194 to 3373 code for a protein of 1059 amino acids. Gene Ontology annotation, molecular function: nuclear export signal receptor activity; small GTPase binding. The transcript has 11 exons. The record is from RefSeq and is a predicted model, not a curated record. Gene Ontology annotation, biological process: protein export from nucleus.